Molecule: messenger RNA, 2639 nt
Organism: Crotalus tigris (Tiger rattlesnake)
Lineage: Eukaryota; Metazoa; Chordata; Lepidosauria; Squamata; Viperidae
Gene: JMJD4
Product: jumonji domain containing 4
Exons: 7
Coding region: 488-1771 (427 amino acids)
Biological process (GO): negative regulation of gene expression; protein hydroxylation; positive regulation of translational termination
Cellular component (GO): cytoplasm; nucleus
Molecular function (GO): histone H4R3 demethylase activity; sequence-specific DNA binding
Source: RefSeq, a predicted model, not a curated record
CGCCCGCGAGCCAGCGCACGGCGCGUGCGCAUCCAUUUGGGCGCGUCCUCUGAGGGGUCCGAAGAAGAAGAAGCGGCGGCGGCCGGAUUAGUCAUGGGGGAGGGAAGAAAUUGGAAAGACACUCUCCUUGACCACGGCCCUCCAGGAAAUGCCAAAGAGAAGCAAGAACCAAAUUAUCCUGCUCCUUCCUCUAGCUUUGAAUGGAAACUGCUCUGCUGGAAACAGACAUCCUGCUGAUCUGACUCUCAACCAUUCUAGUCCUCAAGGAGCCCAAACGGCAAAGAACAUUUGAGCUCUUCCUCGCACGAGCCCAAUGGGACGAUUUUCCAGCAAGGUCUGGAAUUGGACCUCUGUUUUCUACUCCCUUCGUCGUUCCUGAUUUUUGCUCUUCUCCCUGACCCCAUUUAAAAAAAAAAAAAACUUUCUGACAUCCCAGUCCAGUUACUUCAUAGGGACUAGUCUCCUUCCAUCUGUCCUCCUCGCCUGAAUGGACAGGGAGACUUUUGCGCACGCCACUAAAUUUUUCCGUGAGUACAGCGGCUCGACCAGGGGUGCCGCCUGCCAGCCUCACGACCAUGUGGACUACAUUGAAAAGCCGGAGACGUUCAGCUACGCGGAUUUUUUCAAGGAUUACUUGAUCCCCAACGAUCCUUGCAUCUUCUCCGCCAAGUUCACGGAGGGCUGGGCCAGCCGGAGGAAGUGGGUCACGCCGGACGGGAAACCCAACUUGGAUUACCUCCUGCGGACGUUCGGCGAGGCUGUGGUCCCCGUGGCCAACUGUGAUGCCAAGGAGUACAAUUGUAACCCCAAGGAGCAUCUUAAACUCAAGGAGUACAUAAACUAUUGGAAGGAACACAUUAAAAAGAGCUAUCGCUCCGCCCGCGGCUGCCUUUAUCUCAAGGACUGGCAUUUGCAGAGGACAUUUCCAGAUCAGGAGGUCUACACCACGCCCAUCUAUUUCUCCUCUGAUUGGCUGAAUGAGUAUUGGGAAGCCAUCGCUGUGGAUGACUACCGGUUUGUCUACAUGGGACCUAAAGGCUCAUGGACGCCCUUCCACGCCGACGUCUUCCGCUCUUACAGCUGGUCAGCCAACAUUUGUGGCAAAAAGAAAUGGCUGGUCUUCCCCCCAGGCCAAGAAGAGUUUCUAAAAGACCGUCACGGCCACCUGCCAUUUGACAUCACGGCCCCCGAUUUGAAGAAUGACUCCCUGUAUCCCCGCUACGCUCAGAGCAGCCCGCCGGUCGAAAUCAUACAGGAAGCCGGUGAGAUAGUCUUCAUCCCGAGCGGUUGGCAUCAUCAGGUUUACAAUCUGGAAGAUACUAUCUCCAUCAACCACAACUGGGUGAACGGCUGCAACUUGGCCAUCAUGUGGAGCUUCCUCCAGGACGAACUCGCCGCCGUCCAGCGGGAGAUCAAAGAGUGGAAAGAGAGCAUGGAAGACUGGCACCUGCAAUGCCAGGUGCUGAUGAAGUCCUACACCGGCAUCGAUUACAAAGAGUUCUACAACUUCCUGAAGAUCAUCGGGGAAAAUCGCAUUUUUGUGCUGGAGCACCACCACUCCGAGGACGACGCCUCCAAGCGCUCCUCCCGGGCCGCCCUCUCCAGCCUGGGGAUGCUUCACGCCGUGUUCGACCUCAAAAGGACCGCAAAAGUCUUGGCCUCCCUGAAUGCCAACGAGGAAUUCAAGAAGCUCAACCCCGAAGCCCUCUCCCCUCCCCCGCAGGCCCUCCUGCUCCGGCUGAAGGCCGCCAUCGACACCGCCCUGCUCUGAGCCCCCCCCCCCUUUGCUAGUGAAGCACUUCCAGUCUGCAAGCAACCUUCCCUUGCCAGCUGGCUGCCUAUGAAUAUUUAUCUUCUUCUCUAUCUCUCUUUUUUCUUCUUCUUCGAUCACCCCUUUUUUAAAAGUUUCCAGCACGAAAAAAAAUCACUUUUUUUUGAAGAGGCUGACGUGCAAAAAGUAGCGGUAGAGAAUUUUUAGAGAAUUUAGAAGGUAAAGCUAAAGGAGUCCCUGUAGGUUGUACAGGUAGUCCUCGACUUAACGACUUAACAAUUGAGCCCAACAUUUCCGUUGCUAAGCAAGACAUUUGUUAAGUGAGCUUUGCCCCCUUUUGACGACCUUCCUUGCCACCGUUCUUAAGGGGAUCCCUGCAGUGGUUAAAUUGAGUCACCCGGUUGUUAAGUGAAUCUGGCUUCCCCCGUCGACUUUGCUUGUCCAAAGGUCGCAAAAUGAGGACUCAUAAAUAUGAGUCGAUUGCCAAGCGUCCGAAUUUGGAUUGCAUGGACACAGAGAUGCUGCAGCGGUUGUUAAGUGUGAAAAACGGCCAUAAGCCACUUGAACCGUCACUAAAUGAACUGUUGUAAGUCAAGGAUUAUCUGUGCUCCACUAGCUGACGUUAGGGGGUGAACUAAAGAAUUUAAGAGAGUAGGAAAUUUUGCUGAAAAGUCAUAGGAUUGCAAUACUACUGGUUAUUUAAUUUAAUUCUGGCCGAAUCAAACUCGAUAGAACUUAAUUCUGAAUCAUUUUCUCUCUCUCUCUCUCUCUCUCUCUCUCUCUCUCUCUCUCUCUGUUUUCUGAGGUUUUCAUGGGUGUUUGUAUGUAGUUCUUUGGUUAUUCAGGUUUUCUCCUGCGUAAAAUUGGA